AUGCGCAUAUCGAGGAUUGAAUUAUUGAAUUCAUUGAUUGCACCGAGUAUAUCAUUGGACGAUAAUGUCAUAUUGUGUGAGGCUCCAUCUCACAAGGAAGUUAAAUCUGCAAUGGAAAGCAUUCCACAGGAUAAUAGCCCUAGACCUGAUGGUUUCUCAUUGAGUUUUCAUAUGAGUUGUUGGGAUAUCGUUGGAGAAGAUGUUUGGGAGGUUGCGGCCGAUUUCUUUAUCAAUGCUCCUGGUGGCUUUGGAGACUUCAGACCCAUUAGCUUGUGUUUAGUGAUCUACAAAUGCUUUGCCAAGGUAAUUGUGAACAGAUUGAAACCUUUACUUCCUAAAUUUAUAUCGAAGGAGCAAGGUGCCUUCAUCAGGGGCCGAAGUAUAUUCAAUAAUAUUGCCUUGGUACAAGAAUUACUUCGGAACUUUAACAGGAAGAUACAAGGGGAAAAUGCAAUGCUCAAAGUAGACACGAUGAAGGCAUAUGAUAGGCUUGAAUGGAAUUUCUUGAUGGCAGUCAUAAAGGCUUUCGGUUUCUCAACACGAUUUUGCCAAUUAAUACAAAAUUGUAUUGAUGCACCUUCAUUCUCGGUGAUGAUGCAUGGCACUUAUCGGGGUUUUUUAAAUCUUCCAGGAGAAUCCAUCAAGGAGAUUUCCUCUCUCCAUACUUAUUUAUUAUUGCUGAGGGGACUCUUACAUGCAUGCUACGAUAGUAAAGCAUCCAUUAAAGCAUUGGUGGAGAUUUUAGGCAUUUAUGAAAAUAUGUCGGGGCAGAAAGUGAAUCACAGGAAAUCAGUAAUAUUUUUCUCGAAACACAUAUACUUGUCGAGGAAAAAUAAAUCACUUCGUUUGAGUAACUUCACACAAGGAUCUUUUCCAAUCACAUAUCUGGGUGCUCCAAUAUCUCCAGGUCGUUUAUGUAUCAGACAUUUCGAGGCCCUGAUUAUGAAGGGAGAGGCAGAUGGUAAAGCUAAGCGAACAUUGGGUGAGUUUUGGAAAAAUAACCAAGCCAGUAUCAGAAGGAGGUCUAAGCAUUCGAGACUUAGCAAAAGUACAAGUGGCCCUAAAAACAAGACUUGCUUGGAAAAUGUGUUUCUCUGUUUCUCUACUACAACUUUUCCUAAAAGCAAAACAUUUUCCUCAUACAAUGAGAUCCAGAUAUCAGCCUUAAACUCGCCUUUUUGGAAGAGCAUAGCAAGUUUGAUACCUAUAGUAAUUGAAAAUUCGGUAUGGCACAUAAAAAGCGGAGAUGUUAAUUUGUGGCAAGAUAAUUGGUUUGGUCUAACACCGCUAUCAAACCUAGUGGAGGUAGUGGAGCCUGAAUUGAGGUUAAAUGUUGUGGUGACCUCAAGGGGUUGGAAUGAAGAUGUCUUAUCAUAUCUAAUAUGGAAUGAUUUAGCUAAAGCUGCAAUAGAAUACGUUCCAAAAGUACGUCAAGGAGUGGAUAAAGUUGUUUGGAAACCAUCUCCAGAUGGCAUGUUUAGUACUAGGAGCACUUGGGAGCUUAUUCGAGCCAAACAGGAGGGUGUAGAUUGGGAUAAAUGGGCGAUUUGGACAGCAAGGUGCCAAAAAAAGAUGGAAGGUACGACUAUUAACUAUGAUCAGAUUUGGGCUUCAGCGAAGCAGUGGAUGGGUGAACUAUGUGCUAAUGUGGCUAAGGUGUCUAGGCUAUCCUUGUCUAAUUGUAUUGCGUUACGAGUUUUGGGGAUUCAAAAAAGAAAACCGCAUAAUAAAAUCUCUAAGUUUGUUCGGUGGAUACCUCCCCUCCCUACCUGGGUUAAAUUAAACAUUGAUGGAUGUUGCAUAGGAAAUCCUGGUAAUUGUGGUGGAGGCAGAGUGAUUAGGGAGGAAAAUGGAGAGCUCAUCUAUGCUUUCUACACGUUUUAUGGUCACAGUAAUAACACAUGGGCGGAGCUAAAAGCAUUUUUGGAAGGUAUUCACAUAUGUGUAGAACGAAAUUUCCUAAAUAUUGUAAUUGAAAGUGAUCCUCAAGUCGUUGUGAACUGA
Messenger RNA from Olea europaea var. sylvestris, 2004 nucleotides. RefSeq lists its product as uncharacterized. NCBI's taxonomy places the organism in Eukaryota, Viridiplantae, Streptophyta, Magnoliopsida, Lamiales, Oleaceae. The transcript has 5 exons. The coding region runs from base 1 to 2004 and encodes 667 amino acids. Gene Ontology annotation, molecular function: RNA-DNA hybrid ribonuclease activity; nucleic acid binding. The record is from RefSeq and is a predicted model, not a curated record.